AUGUCCCUCACCGCGGCGGCGAAGCGAGAUCGUGAGGCGCGCAUGGGCUCCCAGGGCCAGAGGUCCCAUGGUCCGACCCUGUCCUCCAAGUUCGAGUCGCGCAUGGCCGAGCUGAGGCGCGCCAAGGCCGCCUCGGAGGUCAAGGAGUGCACCUUUGCGCCGACCCUGAACAGGAGGUCUCAAAACCUGACCUCCCAUAGAUCCUCGGCACUCAAGGACGACACUGCCAGUUUCCGCGCGGCGGACAUUCGCUACGAGCUGUCCGCUCCAAAUGCCAAGCUCAACCUAGCAGACCUCAAGUUUGGGGCUGUGUUCACGGAUCACAUGUUCUUGACCGAGCAUGUGGCAGGCCGGGGCUGGUCGACGCCCACGAUCGGCCCUUUUCAGACCAUUGCUGUCCACCCAGCGGCCCCUGUCCUGCACUACGGCCUCUGCUGCUUCGAGGGCAUGAAGGCGUACGCCGGCACGGACGGUCGCGCUCGCCUCUUCCGGCCAGACAUGAACAUGAGGCGGUUGGCUCGCUCCGCGGCCCGCCUCCAGCUGGCACCCUUUGACACCCAGGAGCUGCUGGAGUGUCUCAAGGAGCUGGUGCGCACAGAUUCCGCCUGGCUUCCAACACAGGACGGAUACUCCAUGUACAUCCGGCCCUAUGCCUUCUCCACCUCGCACACCCUGGGUGUCAGCAGGUCGACGCGGACGACGCUGGGCAUCAUCAUGAGCCCUGUGGGCCCCUACUUCCCGUCCGGCCUCACCCCCAUCCCCAUCUUCGUGGACGAGGUGCAUCGCCGCGCCUGGCCCGGCGGCGUGGGCGAUUCCAAGGUGGGUGGCAACUACGCGCCCACCAUCCUGCCCCAGGUCGAGGCGGCGGAGCGGCACGGCACGCCCCAGGUGGUCUACACCUUUGCGCAGCCGGGGCAGGCCCCAGAGGAGGCCGUGUUUGAGGAGUGCGGCUCCAUGAACGUCAUGUUCCUGCUCGACAAGGUGUCGGAGCGCACCAUCUCCAUCGGCGAGGUGGAGCGCGCGGCUGCGGCCGGCCGCCUGCUGGAGGCCUUUGGCUGCGGCACCGCCUGCAUCGUGCAGCCCAUCAGCUCCUUCGUCCGCGCCGGCGGCCAGCUGAUGCGCGCGGCCGGCGACGGCGCCUUUGUCGCGCGCAUGCAUGCCGCCCUCUGCGACAUCCAGUACGGGCGCGUGUCGCACCCCUGGAGCGUCCCCAUCUGA
This is a messenger RNA of Auxenochlorella protothecoides, 1218 nucleotides long. Its product is annotated as Branched-chain-amino-acid aminotransferase, mitochondrial. Bases 1 to 1218 code for a protein of 405 amino acids. Gene Ontology annotation, biological process: branched-chain amino acid metabolic process. The transcript has 7 exons. Gene Ontology annotation, molecular function: branched-chain-amino-acid:2-oxoglutarate transaminase activity. Lineage: Eukaryota; Viridiplantae; Chlorophyta; Trebouxiophyceae; Chlorellales; Chlorellaceae. The record is from RefSeq and is a predicted model, not a curated record.